GUGGACAAGGGAAUGAUGAAAUAAUAUUCAUGUGUUCAACAUGAAAACUUCAAUUCACCCCCAACGCAAACUUAAAUCAAUGGAAUCAAUCAACACAACACUUUUUGUGUGGUUCAAGUGGAGUCUCAUAUUGUUUGUCCUUCUUGUUUAGUUCCACUCUAGAAAGUCUAUAUAAAUAAUAAAAUAAUCAAAACAAAACAGAGUCUUCUUGAUCAGUCCAGUUAAAUAUGGCUUAUGCUGUAGUUCAGCACUUGGGCAGCGCAUGCUUGUUUUCUGGUGGUUCCAGCCUUGCCGAGGGGAGGCUGAGAGUGAGGAGGGCUGCUGUUUCAUGUGUUAAAACUGAGGAACAAAAGAAGGUCAAAUUGGGUUCUUCUGAUUUGGAGGUCACCAAGCUUGGAAUUGGAGCUUGGUCUUGGGGUGACACCAGUUACUGGAACAACUUUGAAUGGGAUGAUAGGAAGUUAAAGGCUGCUAAGGGAGCUUUUGAUAAGAGCAUUGAUUGCGGUAUUACAUUCUUCGACACAGCUGAAGUUUAUGGUUCAAGGGCCUCAUUUGGUGCUAUAAGUUCUGAGACGCUAUUAGGAAGGUUUAUCAAGGAAAGGAAACAAAAGAACCCAGACGUGGAAGUUGCAGUUGCUACCAAAUUUGCUGCCUUACCAUGGAGGCUUGGUCGGCAAAGUGUCCUUUCUGCUCUAAAGGAUUCCCUCUCUCGUCUUGAAUUGUCAUCAGUUGAACUCUAUCAGCUCCACUGGCCUGGCAUAUGGGGAAAUGAAGGAUACAUUGAUGGUCUUGGAGAUGCUGUGGAACAAGGCCUUGUGAAGGCAGUUGGAGUAUCUAACUAUAGUGAGAAGCGACUUCGACAAGCAUAUGAGCAACUUAAAAAGAGAGGCAUCCCCCUGGCAUCGAACCAAGUUAAUUACAGUCUCAUUUAUCGGGCUCCAGAGGAAAAUGGCGUCAAGGCAGCCUGCGACGAACUUGGCAUUACUCUGAUUGCAUACUCCCCUAUUGCGCAAGGUGUCCUAACGGGAAAGUAUACUCCAGAAAAUCCUCCAACUGGUCCUCGCGGAAGAAUCUACACUCCUGAAUUCUUAACCAAACUGCAACCCCUAAUAAAAAGAAUAAAGGAGAUGGGGGAGAGUUACAGCAAAACCCCAACUCAGGUUCUUUCUUUUCUUCUCACCUAUGUCACGAUAUAUAAAGCUCAUCAUACUUGUUUUAGUAGCCCAUUCAAAUGAAGUUUAAUUACAUGCUCUGUUUUCCCGGUUUGGUUUGGUUGGUUGGUUGCACAGGUUGUGCUGAAUUGGUUGAUAUGCCAAGACAAUGUAGUUCCAAUUCCAGGAGCCAAAAAUGCAGAACAAGCGGAGGAAUUUGGUGGUGCACUGGGUUGGAGUCUGACAAAAGAAGAAGCUGACGAGCUUCGGGCAUUGGCAUUAGAGAUAAAACCUGUCAUAGGUUUUCCGGUGGAGAAGUUAUGAGUAUGGUGAUUAGAUAUAGAGCAAGACACCCUAGCUAGUUACAUUCCCAUAAUCCAUAUAUAGUACAGUUGGGAGGUGUAAGAGAUUUUUAUAUAAAAGCAGUUUUAAGACUGUGAAUCAAAUGUAGUAUGAAACGCAUACUUGAAGGGGGAAAAAGGCAUUCACAAUCCUGUAAAUAUGUAAGCUUCGCAUUUUAAGUCAGCAGAGAAUAAAUGUAUAAUUUUUUAAGACUGACAUUGAUGCAAUCAUAUAAUCCAGGAGUUGGGGUGGUCGCGCUCAAUGGUCUUGAGGUACACUUGUUGGGGAGACAUAGGUAAGAGAGUAAAAGAGAGGCACUUAAACACAAAGUGAUAUCGAUUGGAGUAACCGUGUCGUGACGGACACGGCGAUCAGGUUGCCAGGGUCGGCCGAGGAGGAUAUCGGACAAUGUCAUAUCCUGCAUAACGUAACAAGGGACUUGAUCGGUGCAGUGGCCGAUUGAGAAUUGGAGAUUGACUUGUCGAUCCACGUAGAUGCAUUCAUGGUUGAUCCAUUGAAACACAAAAGGGACAGGAAGUUGAGUGGUGGGCAAUCCCAAUGUAGAUACCAAAGAUGCAGUGAUGGUGUUAUAAGCAGAACCACUAUCGAUGACGAGCAGGGCGGACAUGUGUUGGACAACACAAUUGGCCAGUGGCCCUUGGAUAGCCGACUGGCCGGUUCCGGACCGGUUACCUCUCCUUGGAUAGCCGAUUUCGGGCCGACUGGUCCUCCAUGGGUAGCCGGUUGGCCAGAAUUAUUUUUAAUUUUUUUUUUUCAAUUUUUUGGUGUUAUAUUCAUUUUAUUUAUUUAUUUAUUGUGUUAUACUCAUUUGUGUUAUACUCAUUUAUUUUUUAAUAUUUAUUAUAUUUUGUGUUAUAUUCAUUUUUUUUGUUAUACUCAUUUAUAGUAAUUUUUCUUUUCCUUUAGAAGUUGAAGAAGAAGAGAGAAAUGAUUUCAAGAAUGUAUUUUAUUACUCUUUGUAG
Oldenlandia corymbosa var. corymbosa is the source of this 2476-nucleotide messenger RNA. NCBI's taxonomy places the organism in Eukaryota, Viridiplantae, Streptophyta, Magnoliopsida, Gentianales, Rubiaceae. The record is from the annotation of a GenBank genome assembly.